UAAUUUUCAACCAAUGAAAUAAGAGCAUAAUUUUAUACGUCUAAUCAGCUGACGAAUGAGGUGUUUAAAAAAGUAAAUUUGUUUACUGCACGUGGGUACCAAAAGGCCAAAACAACAAAAUCUGCCUUGAGUACUUUUAUACUUUAAAUAAAAUAAUUUGCCCGUGACAAUGGGAUUGACAAAACAAUACUUGCGUUAUCAGCCGUUGGAUAAUUUUAAUAUUAUUGGCAGUGCUCGAUCGAAUGUAGUUUUCACGCCGAUCGGAGGUGUCGAUGGACGGUUUGUCGCAGUUGGCGGAGCUGAGAAUGUUCUCAUAUGGGAUUUGCGUAUCGGUGAGAAAGUGUUCGAGUUACGUCGAUCCAAGGAAGAAGUUUGUCAUGUGUCUGCCAGUUUGGAUAAGAAGCACUUAGCAGUCGGAUAUGCGGAUGGCGUUGUGGAGCUCUUUGAUCUGGACACGAAACAGAGCGUUGCUACAUUUGCAGUACACCGAAGUGCCAUUAGUUGUCUGCGUUUCGAUAAGCUUGGACUAAGACUGCUGUCUGGUGGAUUAGAUACAGAACUUGUGGUAUCCGAUGUCGUAGCACAAGCUGGACAGUGUCGUCUAGUGGGCCACACGGGCCCAAUUACUGAUGCACACUUUAUGACACGCUUCGAAAAUAUCGUUGUAUCAUGUUCAAAAGAUACCCAGAUUAAAUUUUGGGACAUUGAGACCCAAUUUUGCUUCAAAACCAUUGUCGAUCAUAAAAGCGAAGUGUGGGGCAUUGGACUACUUCGAGAUGAUAAUUUUCUAGUUACUGCUUCCAGUGAAUCUUCACUUCGUGUGUAUAACAUAAUGGAGAAUGAUAAAAGUGUCACGGUGGAAAGCUCCGAUGUAAUGGACGACAGUGCAAGUCCUCUCAAAUGCAAUUUUAGCGGUUGCAUUCAACGUUUAGGUCGCGGCCGAACAAUGAAUUUGAUCACUGAUGGUAGCGGAAGUAUUAUAGGGUGUCACGGUACCGAUACAACAAUCGAACUUUUUUACUUUUGUACAAAAGAAGAAGGAGAUGCUCGUUUGAAGAAACGCUUGAAAAAAAUGUCAAAAUCUCUGAACACCGAAGAAAAUGAAAAAAAUAAUGAAAUUAGUUUGACAGACAAAAUCAAACGAUUGCCAUCAAUUAAAGCGGAAGGAAAAGUCAAAUCAUUCGACAUUCUUAUCGGAACAAGCGGUGAGCUACGCGUGGCAGCGUCAUUUGCCAACAAUUUACUCAAGCUUUUCUCGCUAAACUAUACACAAAAGCAUGCUGAGGCCACAAUUUUGCGAACAAUUGCUCAACACGGUCACCAUACAGAGGUUCGUUGUGUCGCAUUUAGCUCCGACAAUCUGGCUGUUGCAUCAGGAAGUGGCGAGGCAGUUAAAUUAUGGAAUCGCAACACCACAGCAUGCUUGCGAACGGUGUCCGUCGACUAUGCCCUUAGUACGUGUUUUGUCCCGGGUGAUCGUCAUAUCUUGGUAGGUACCAAGUCGGGCCAUUUGCUAAUCGUUGACGUUGUUAUUGGAGAAAUAAUUGAGGAUAUUCCGGCGCACGAUAGUGAGCUAUGGAGCAUUUGCCUUUUUCCUGAUCAACGAGGCUGUGUCACAGCUGGCGAUAAGACCACAAAAUUUUGGACCUUUGAGUUAAUUCAAGAUCCAAAUGAUGAAAGCAAAAAAAUCUUGUCGUUGUUGCACAAAUCUACACUAACUCUCGACGAGUCUGUUCUUUGUGUGCGAUUAUCGCCGAACAACAAGUUUACUGUUGUUUCUUUGCUUGAUAACACCGUUAAAAUAUUUUUUUCCGAUUCCUUCAAGUUUUAUCUCUCGUUGUAUGGACAUGCCAUGCCUGUGUUGAGUCUGGACAUCUCAUAUGAUUCAACGUUGGUUGUUAGUGGUUCAGCAGAUCGAAAUAUCAAAAUUUGGGGUAUGGAUUAUGGUGAUUGCCAUCGUUCGCUAUUCGCUCACGAUGAUAGUGUGAUGAGUGUCAAAUUUAUUCCGAAAACACAUCUAUUUUUCACGUGUGGUAAGGAUGGAAAAAUCAAACAGUGGGACGCCGAUACUUUUCAAAAGAUUCUCACGUUACCCGGACACAUCGGAGAAGCCUAUGCUUUGGCAGUAAGUCCUAAUGGUAGAUACUUAGUGAGUGCUGGUUCUGAUCGUGUAAUCCGUUUGUUCGAACGGACUGAUGAGCCUUUGGUACUGCAAGAUGUCCAAGAGGAGGAACGAGAGGAAAUUGAGAGCCGCACACUAGCUACGGGUGCUGAUUCCACCGUUGCUGCAUUGCCAAACCUAAAGCUACCAUCACGUAAGACCGUUGGAUCUGAAAAGGCAGCAGAAUCCAUAUUGGAGUGUUUGGAGAUUUCAAAGCAGUUCGAGCUGCAGGACAAUAAGAAAGACAUACCGGCCCUUAUGCAAGCAUUCGAAGCUAAAAAUUGCGAUGACUUUCUGAUAAAUGUUUUGGGACGCAUUCGUGCCAGUGACAUGGAAGAAGGUCUCUUGUUGCUGCCUUUUUCGACCGUCUCUGAUAUUCUUAAACGAAUGCCACACCUCAUCAAAACAAGAAAGGACCAAACGGAAUUGCUUUGUAAGGUCAUUCUAUUUUGCUUUAAAGUACACCAGAAACCUCUGAUGACGAACCAAACUUUGCUUCCGACAAUUCGAGACAUUCAGCAGCACUUGAGCAAUUCGAUUACUGAACUACGAGACAUGAUAGGAUUCAAUUUGUAUGGUUUACAAAUGUUACAGCGGGAAAUCGAAUCAAAUGAUGGUGUCGAGUUGUUCAGAGAUGCAUCAAAAGAAAAACGUGAACAUGACAAAAAGAAGAAAAAACGGCAUCUAACAAAACGUUUACAUGUGCAAAUGAGUACAUAAACAUAUGUUUUAGAUUUAUUAUUUACCUAUAUAAAUAAAUGCAAAUUGUAUUUUUAAAUAUAUAA
Messenger RNA from Culicoides brevitarsis, 2946 nucleotides. Its product is annotated as WD repeat-containing protein 3. Lineage: Eukaryota; Metazoa; Arthropoda; Insecta; Diptera; Ceratopogonidae. Bases 170 to 2881 code for a protein of 903 amino acids. The transcript has 2 exons. Gene Ontology annotation, biological process: maturation of SSU-rRNA. Gene Ontology annotation, cellular component: Pwp2p-containing subcomplex of 90S preribosome; small-subunit processome. Gene Ontology annotation, molecular function: snoRNA binding; protein binding. The record is from RefSeq and is a predicted model, not a curated record.